CUCUAAAAUUCAAUCAGACAACACAAACCCAGACGCCACAUUACGUCCACCCAAGACUCGACGAGCCUAAUCAUACCUUAAAGACGGACGAAGCCUCCAAUGGCCUCCACUUCCGAAGAACAGUCACCAACGAUCCCACCCGUCCUCUUUCGCUCCAACAGGAAGCGCAAACCGGGCUACAGGCAACGACCCGAAAGUCAGGAUAUCGACAUCAAAGACACAACCACAAGCCCUGAACCAUCAUCAACACCCGCAGACCGAAACCUUCCCACCGAGUCGACCGAACCACGCCUCCCCACCGACCCACCGACGGCCUUGACCCAAGCCCAAGUUGACGACGACCCGGAUCCCUCUUCCCAGUCUAUCGCGGAGGCCCUCCGCCUCCGCAACCUCCGCAAAUCCAGACUCAAAGGUGUGGGAUUCCGGCCACAGGGAUCCCAAGACGGACGAAACGCCAGAGACGAUGACGCGAAUCAGGAGCGCAGCCUUGUUCAGGGCAACCAGGAUGGCGAUGCCGUCGACCUCGGUAUCCAUGGGCGCUUCGCCCCUCAGACGGGUAUCGUGGGCGAGCUCGUGAACAAGCACAUGAUGGAAUACAUAGAAUCCAAGCUGUCUAACCGCCGCGCGGCGGCCGCGCAAACCACCGCCGCCAUGGACCAAGAACACGCCAGCUUCGACCCAUCAUCAUCCGGCCACGAACCCAGGUCACCCGGCACCGUCAUCCCGAGCAUCGAGACCAAGCGCGACCCCCGCGUCGCCGCCAUCCGCGGCCGUCUCAUGGAAGUCGACCUCGGCGAAGAAGCCCGCGCCCGCAACAUCGCCCUCACCGAGCGCGCCCGCCGCCGCCUCGCCUCCUUGGCCGCAGACGACCACUCCCCGUCCCCCGGCGUGACGGACGAUGCAGCAGCAACGGCGGCAGCCGAAGCAGGAGACGACCCCCAGGGCCUCAACGGUUCCCGCGCGAAGAAGGAGCGUUUCGGAUCCGACGGGAAAUCGCGGCGCUCACGACAGCGUCGCGCCAGCGAGGACCUGGAGCGUGAUCGUCUUGUGGAAGAAUUCUUACGGGAAAAUAAACUCGACGUCUAUGACCUCCCAGACCAGGAAGAAGACCCCAAGCAGAACGCCGGAAAAGACGAUGAAAAUCUCGGCGCCGACGACCGCCUCGUCGAGGCAUUUCGCCGCGAGUUCCUGGAAGCCAUGUCCCUGCGCCGGAGGCAGCAUCAGCAGCGCCGCCGCCGUCCCGCCAACCCGGCCGGCAGCUACAACAGCAGGGUUGAGAAGGGCGAAGUGCUCCGGGGACCCAAGUUGGGCGGUAGUCGGAACGAGAGGGCAGCCAUGCGGGAUCUCCUGUUGCAGCAGGAGAAAGAGAAGAGGCAGGCCACGAAAAGGUAGACCGUCCCCAAGCGUCCGGGCCUACCUGAUCACGAAAUUGAUACCCAUGUCUAUUGUUCCCUGCACAGCAAGUUUUUUCGGCCCCGGGUAAUCGUCGUGGAUUGUGUCCUAAAAAUCGCUGCGCAAACUCGAAGGCCCAUGAUGGUAAUAAUACGAUAUCUAUGGAGAGCCAGUUGCCUCAUGCAGUCCAGUUUGACGGGGAGUAGCAACCCUAUCCGAUGUUGAGAACUAUUUCUGCUGUAUAACCAAGAGCAUGUUCGAUCGCGAAGUAUAUGCAUGGCCGGCAUGUUCAUCAAAAUUCCUCCGUUCAUAACCAAAACGUGACCCGAUAAAGAUAAAAAAUAGCCA
Messenger RNA from Sodiomyces alkalinus F11, 1740 nucleotides. RefSeq lists its product as hypothetical. The record is from RefSeq and is a predicted model, not a curated record. Gene Ontology annotation, biological process: mRNA splicing, via spliceosome. Gene Ontology annotation, cellular component: spliceosomal complex. The coding region runs from base 100 to 1392 and encodes 430 amino acids. NCBI's taxonomy places the organism in Eukaryota, Fungi, Ascomycota, Sordariomycetes, Glomerellales, Plectosphaerellaceae. The transcript has 3 exons.